GAGACGCUCUAAUCGCACAACCGACCGACUGACGACCGGCAGCGGAAUGCUAAAAAUAACCUUCAACGCGCUUCGUUCGCGACCUAAUGGAGCGCCAGUUUGGGGCCAGUUUCGUUCGCGUAGCACCCAGGCACAACCAGCAUCCGUUGCAGCGGAACAGAUUGCACGGGAUCCAGAGUGGGAUAGUGCCCGUCCGUACGAUGACAUUCCGUCGCCGACGCUGCUCGGUUUCCUUAAAGAGUUUGGACCAUUCGGUAAAUACAAGGAUGCGACGCUUUACGAUAUCAACUGCAGGAUGCGAGAGCUGUACGGUCCGAUCAUGCGCAUGAAGGGCGCGUUCGGUCGCGAGGAUAUCGUGCUGUCGUUCAAUCCGGAAGACUUUGAGAAGGUUUUCCGCACGGAAGGUGUCUGGCCACGGCGCACCGGUAUGGAUGCGUUCGUCUACUACCGAAAGCAGCAGCGUCCGGAGUACUUCAAAGGCUACGGUGGUCUGUUGGCAGAGCAGGGCGAAGCAUGGCACAAGAUGCGCACAAUCGUUAAUCCCAUCAUGAUGCAGCCGAAAAUCAUCAAACUGUACAUCGACAAGGUGGACGAAGUGGCCCGGGAGUUCAUUGGCAUUGUCGAUGGAUUGCGAGAUGACAAGCAGGAGCUGCCGGCCGACUUUAACGAGUGGCUCAACCGUUGGGCCCUGGAAACAAUGGGAGUUCUUGUGCUGGACACCCGGCUCGGAGUGCUGAACAGGGAGCAAACGCCCGAAGUUAAAAAGUUGGUUCAACUCACCAAAGAUGCAAUGAGCCUGUUCUUUCACCUGGACAUUAUGCCGUCGAUGUGGAGAAAGAUCAAAACUCCUGGUUUCUACCGGCUGAUGCGCACGCUGGACGAACUGUAUCACAUGGUCGCGUCCAAGAUCGAUGAAGCCGUGGUGCGGAUGGAGAAGAAUCCCUGUGCCAGCUCGGACACCUUAAGCAUCCUGGAGAAGCUGCUGAAGGUGGAUCGUAAUGCCGCAUUCACAAUGUCACUCGAUAGCCUGUUUGCCGGGGUUGACACGACUUCAUCAGGUUCGACUGGCAUCCUGUACUGUUUAGCUCACAAUCCGGAGAAGCAGGAUAAGCUGCGGGAAGAGCUGCGCAAGAUUCUACCCGACAAAAACUCCCAUUUGACAUCGGAAAACAUGAAAAAUAUGCCGUAUCUACGGGCGUGCAUCAAGGAAGGACUUCGGAUGUAUCCUCCAACCACCGGUAAUGGUCGCUGCGUCGGCAAAGAUCUCGUCAUUCAAGGAUAUCGCAUACCGAAGGGAACCAUGGUAGCGAUGGGCCAGUUGGUUCUGCAGCGCCAGGAAGGACAAUUCACCCGACCAUCGGAGUACCUGCCGGAACGGUGGCUCACUGGGCCGGAGGCCGCUGGUUGUCCGAGCGCCAAGGAAGCGCACCCGUUCGUGUAUAUGCCGUUUGGGUUCGGUGCCCGUACCUGCAUCGGACGCCGGUUGGCUAUGAUGGAACUGGAGAUACUGGUGUCUCGUCUCAUCCGUCAGUACCACAUCCGGUGGAACUAUGGCGAGAUCAAGUAUAGGGCCAGCGUUGUAAAUGUGCCUUCAACGGACUUGAAGUUUGAGUUGCGAGAUAGAUAUGCCAUCGUGACACCUGUAGGCACCCUAAUCUGUGGUCAGUUUUGCGGUGAAGGUGACGUUAAUCAAUCUGUUUUCGCCGUACAAACCGGUUUACCACUUUCUACAAACGUGUACUGUUUUGUAAAAGAAAUUAUGCUGUGCUCGAGUAGCAUCCUCUUGCGCCGAAGCAUCGCUUCCAGCUCUCAGCUGUGGCGCAGCGUGCAGGCCGCUCCACAAUUGAGUGGAGACGAUCUGAUCGAAUCCGAAUGGGCCACAGCAAAACCCUACGACAGCAUUCCCGGACCAAACAUUUGGAAGAUGGUGACCGGUUUUAAGAAAGGCGGACGUUACGCGGAUCUGAGCUUGGUCGAUCUGCACGGCCGGUUACGGGAUGAUUUUGGACCAAUCAUCCGUAUUCCGGGUAUGAUGGGUCGAAAGGAUGUCGUGAUGAGCUUCAAUCCAGAGGAUUUCGAAAAGGUUUUUCGCACGGAAGGAGCCUGGCCCAUAAGGCGUGGUCUGGACUCAAUGGCGUACUACCGGCAGAAGCUGCGACCAGACGUGUUUGGUGAAAUGGGUGGUUUAGUGACGGAGCAGGGCGAAAGCUGGCAGAAAAUGCGCACGAUCGUGAAUCCCGUCAUGAUGCAGCCCAAAACAAUACGGUUGUACGUGGAUCAGGUGGAUGAGGUGGCUCGUGAGUUUUUGGAAAUUGUGGCUGGUUUAAGGGACUCAAAACAAGAGCUGCCGGGAGAUUUUGAUCAAUGGAUAAAUCGUUGGGCUCUGGAGACGAUGGGUGUGCUAGCAUUGGACACCAGGUUCGGGGUCUUGAAGACGGAACAAACUGAGGAAGCGAAAAAGAUUCUGGCGCUGGUAAGAAACAUCUUCGAUUUGAGUUAUAAACUGGAAGUACUACCGUCGAUGUGGAAGUACUACAAAACGCCAACAUUCAAAAACUUGAUGACAACAUUCGAUGAACUGACAGACAUAAUUAUGGCCAAGGUAGAUGAUGCUGUUAAGAGAAUAGAAAAGCAUCCAACUGCCGAAGGGAACCAGAGUGUCCUGGAGAAGCUGCUAAAGAUCGACAAACACGUUGCCGUGAUUAUGGCGUUAGACAUGCUAAUGGCUGGAAUUGAUACCACAUCUUCCGGCUCGAUGGGUAUGAUGUACUGUUUGGCCAAGAAUCCCGACAAGCAGACGAAACUGCGAGACGAGCUGCGCACAAUCAUGCCAAACAAGGAUUCACCACUGACGGCGGAGAAUAUGCGCAAUCUACCAUACCUUCGCGCAUGCAUCAAGGAAGGAUUGCGACUGUUUCCCCCGGUUGUCGGUAAUUUCCGCGCAACGGGCCGCAACAUUGUGCUGCAAGGAUAUCGUAUUCCGAAGGAUACGGACGUCGGUAUGGGUUCUUUGGUGUUGCAGCACGACGAAACGCGAUUCACUCGGGCUAAGGAAUUCCUUCCGGAACGUUGGCUUGCUGAGCGCGAGGCCGACAUUCCCAGUGGCAAGGACGCUAACCCGUUCAUUUUCCUGCCGUUCGGAUUCGGUUCUAGGAGCUGCAUUGGUAAGCGAUUGGCCAUGAUGGAGAUGGAAAUCAUUACGGCGCGCCUCAUUCGCAAGUAUGAAGCACGGUGGAACUAUGAGGAUUUCAAAAUACGCGCCACACUUGUCAAUAUUCCGUCGAAUCCACUGCGGUUCGAGUUGAAAGAGGUGGAUCACUAAGUAGUGUUUUUUUUAAAAGGUAUUUUAUUUUAAAACGAAUCGAUGUACAUGAUAUUGACUUUUAAAUAAACGUAUCAGUUAUAGUGACUUUGCAUA
Molecule: messenger RNA, 3418 nt
Organism: Anopheles aquasalis
Lineage: Eukaryota; Metazoa; Arthropoda; Insecta; Diptera; Culicidae
Molecular function (GO): oxidoreductase activity, acting on paired donors, with incorporation or reduction of molecular oxygen; iron ion binding; monooxygenase activity
Source: RefSeq, a predicted model, not a curated record